CACAUUCGACAUUCAAGAUACCGCUUAAUCUCAUGACCACAGACCUUCCUAUGUGCAACCUCAAGCGAGGUUCAUCAAAGGCUACACUCCUACAGGAAUGUGCCGUUAUAUUUUGGGACGAGGCAACCAUGGCUAACAAACUAGCUUUUGAGGCUUUAGAUCGCACAUUACAAGACCUAAGGCAGUCCUCAAGACCAUUUGGCGGUAUCUUAGUUGUCCUGUCUGGGGACUUUCGUCAGACAUUACCAGUCAUUCGAGGAGGUACACGUGCCAAUGAAAUUGAUGCCUGCAUCAAGUCAUCACAUUUAUGGCAACACGUAGAAACACAUUCUUUGACAACUAACAUGAGAGCUUAUCUCUACGGUGACGCCAACGCUGCUGAGUUUGCAAGUCUCUUGCUGCGAGUUGGGAACGGUCAUAUACCGGUAGUUGAAGGACGUCAUACCAUCUUCAUUCCAGAAGAUCUUGGCACAGUUACCGACUCUCCUCAGACCUUGAUAGAGCGAGUGUACCCAAACUUGCAACAUCACUACCAAGACUUCGAAUGGCUAAUGCAACGAGCUAUUCUCGCACCACACAAUGUCUCCAUUCGUGAUAUUAACUGGGAGAUGCUUCAGCUGUUUCCUGGAGAGAUAAAGAUCUAUAAAUCAAUUGAUACGGUCAGAGAUGAUGAUGCAGUACACUAUCCCUCGGAGUUUCUUAACUCCCUGGAACCUGCUGGUAUGCCUCCUCAUAAACUGGCUCUAAAGGUGGGAAUUCCUCUAAUGGUUGUUCGAAAUCUGGCUCCUGGGAUUGCAAACGGCACACGUCUUAUACUAAAGAGAAUGAUGAACAACUGUCUGGAAGCAACUAUUGCUACUGGACCGCAUAAAGCCCAGGACGUGUAUCUGCCAAAGAUACCACUAAUUCCCAGUGAUACUGGACUACCAUUUGAAUUCAAACGACUUCAGUUUCCAGUUAAGGUCUGCUUUGCUAUGACUAUUAACAAGGCACAAGGGCAGACCUUAGCUGUGGCAGGGCUAGAUCUACACGAGCCAUCCUUUAGCCAUGGACAGCUUUAUGUUGGCAUUUCUAGAGUUGCCUCCAAACAUGGACUAACUUUCUUGGCAAAAGAAGGAAAAACCAAAAACGUAGUGUACCAGGAAGUGCUGUCGACAAGAUGAUCAUCUUUAUAUUCACUGCAGGCAU
Molecule: messenger RNA, 1188 nt
Organism: Corticium candelabrum
Lineage: Eukaryota; Metazoa; Porifera; Homoscleromorpha; Homosclerophorida; Plakinidae
Product: ATP-dependent DNA helicase pif1-like
Exons: 1
Coding region: 33-1163 (376 amino acids)
Biological process (GO): DNA repair; telomere maintenance; DNA replication
Cellular component (GO): replication fork
Molecular function (GO): DNA helicase activity
Source: RefSeq, a predicted model, not a curated record